AUUUUUGCUUCGAUAUUCCCUCUAAUCAACCAGAUUGGCGACGCGCUUGUAAAGCUCAAGCAGCCAUAUGGCGGGUUUCUUGAUGGUCUCAGAAUGUUUUCACCCAAACCAGGUACUAGUAUCUACGGCCCUGCCACCACUGUGAAGAUGGUUGAAACCAAGAGCCCGGAACCAAGUCCGCCAUUGCAUUUCGCAGAUGCCAAUGAAUUAGGCCAUGUGAUGUAUAUCCAGCAGCCAAAGGGCUUGCCAUCAGCAUGUUGGGGAGGCCUCAUGUCCACGCGUGCUCAGAAUUUGGGCGCGCUCGGGGUCGUUAUUGAUGGCCGAAUGAGGGAUACGCAAGAACACAGGGACAUUUCAUUCCCAGUCUUUGCCCGAGGAACUUCCGUCCUGGGCUCGAACACAUUCACGCGUGCUUCCGAAAUCAACGUGGCGUUGCAGUUUCAAGGUGACCUGUGGAUUUACCCGAACGACAUACUAGUCGGUGACGAGAAUGGAGUAGUUGUCGUGCCCCCAUCGUUAAUGGAACAAGUUGUGGAGAUCUGCCAGGAGCGCUCUGAGAUUGAUGGAAAGACAUUUGCCGCUUUGCGAGCGGGCGAGCCGAUGGGUCCGACAAUCAAGCGACUUCGCAAGUAUAGGAGAUACGUGUCGAAACAGCACAGCCUCCCAGCAGCCUACUACCGUGGCGGAACCUCUCGUGCUGUGAUCUUCAAUAAGGCCCAUCUCCCUCCGCGGCCUCAAUGGGAUGAUAUAUUUCGCGGUGUCAUCGGUAGUCCCGAUCCAUAUGGACGACAGCUUGACGGUCUUGGUGGAGGUAUUUCUAGCCUGUCCAAAGUCUGUGUCGUGGGGGAAUCUACACACCCCGAUGCCGACGUUGAUUACACUUUCGUGUCGCUAAGUGUCAAGGGCACCGAUGUUGACUAUUCCAGCAACUGCGGAAACAUGAUAAGUGCCAUCGGCCCAUUUGCCAUUGAUCAAAACCUUGUCCCUCCAAACAAUUCAGACUCGGCCGUUGUUCGCAUUCAUAACACCAACACUGGAAAAAUAAUCACUGCGACCUUCCCCGUAGUUGAUGGGGAGGCUUCGUCCUGUGGAGAUUUUACAAUUGAUGGUGUUGCCGGUACAGCCUCUCUGAUCCAAUUAGACUUCGUGAAUCCGGCCGGCUCAGUAACUGGAAAGAUGUUACCAACAGGCAAUGCGAUAGACGAGUUUGACGGUAUCCCAACUACCUGCAUUGAUGUUGCAAAUCCAUGCGUUUUUGUCCAAGCAAGUCAAUUCGGCGUUCGAGGAGACCUGACGCCGGAGGAAAUAACGACUCACCCGGAUCUUCUCACCCGACUUGAUUCGAUUCGGCGCCAAGCUGGAGUCAAAAUGGGCAUCGCUACGUCAACCGAGUCCGUCCCUGGAAGUAUUCCGAAGAUUUGCUUGGUUUCUGCGCCAGAAUCCUCUAGUCCGGCCGCACCUGUCGAUUUACUUGUGCGGGCCAUCUCUGUUGGCCAGCCACACAAGGCUGUGCCAAUCACUGUUGCACUAGCCAUUUCUUCUGCCGCCCGGGUCGCUGGCAGCACGGUUGAAGCUGAGAGCUGCAAGAAUCAAAUAAGUGAUGCAGGUAUCACGAUAGGCCACGCAAGUGGAAAUUUGCUUGUUGGAGCUCAAUUUGAUAAGGGCGAGCUGGUUGCAGCAACAGUGUUCCGAACAGCGCGUCGCCUAUUAGAGGGUAACAUUUACUGGAAGAGUUAG
Messenger RNA from Penicillium cosmopolitanum, 1737 nucleotides. Its product is annotated as PrpF protein. The transcript has 3 exons. The record is from RefSeq and is a predicted model, not a curated record. The annotation marks the transcript as partial. Lineage: Eukaryota; Fungi; Ascomycota; Eurotiomycetes; Eurotiales; Aspergillaceae.